Exaiptasia diaphana is the source of this 1306-nucleotide messenger RNA. RefSeq names its product dihydroorotate dehydrogenase (quinone), mitochondrial. The record is from RefSeq and is a predicted model, not a curated record. Gene Ontology annotation, molecular function: dihydroorotate dehydrogenase activity. Gene Ontology annotation, biological process: 'de novo' pyrimidine nucleobase biosynthetic process; pyrimidine ribonucleotide biosynthetic process. NCBI's taxonomy places the organism in Eukaryota, Metazoa, Cnidaria, Anthozoa, Actiniaria, Aiptasiidae. Gene Ontology annotation, cellular component: mitochondrial inner membrane; cytoplasm. Bases 57 to 1247 code for a protein of 396 amino acids. The transcript has 8 exons.
GUGAAACCAAAAAGUUCCAGAAGAAAGAACCUUUAGGGCUACAUAAAACUACAGACAUGGCUUCGUUCUCGCGUACUUUCAGGCGAAGUCUGUUUCGCCAUGGAGUUGCGCUUGUUGCAUGCACAACAGUGAUUUCGUGCGGGYAUUUUACGGCUAAAGGGGACGAACGGUUUUAUGAAAGCGUGAUUAUGCCUGCUGUCAAGCUACUGAACGCCGAGUYUGCACACAGCAUGGCAGUUAAGCUUGCAUCGUAUGGGUUUGUACCGAAAGAUACCGAACAGGAUCCGGAAAUCUUGAAUACAAGCGUAUUUGGUCUUUCAUUCCAAAACCCUGUUGGACUGGCUGCAGGAUUUGACAAGAAUGCCGAGGCUGUUGAUGGACUGUUGAAGAUGGGGUUUGGUUUUGUUGAGGUUGGAAGUAUCACACCAAAACCACAGGAUGGUAACCCUAAACCAAGAGUAUUUCGGCUUAUAGAAGAUAAAGCUGUAAUCAACAGAUAUGGAUUUAACAGCCAAGGCCAUGACAACGUCAGGCAGCAUCUCCUUGACCAACAAAACGAGAAUCGACAAGGAAUACUUGGUGUUAAUUUAGGCAAAAAUAAGACAUCAGAGGAUGCUGUUGGUGAUUAUAUCAAGGGAGUAAAGUGUUUUGGUAGCUUAAGCGACUAUCUCGUCAUUAACAUAUCAUCACCAAAUACUCCUGGGCUUAGAGCAAUGCAAGGCAAAGAACAGCUUACCAGACUAAUAGAUGAAGUUCUUGAAGCUCGUAAUAGUUUACCUUUACCUCGACUACCUCCUGUAUUAGUCAAGAUUGCUCCAGACCUAACACAGAAAGACAAAGAAGAUAUAGCGGCAGUCAUCACAAGGCCUGAUGCUUUUGUUGAUGGUAUAAUAGUAUCGAAUACCACAUUAUCAAGGCCACCAAGUUUGGUGAGUAGCAACAGUAAGGAAACUGGAGGGCUUAGUGGUGAGCCCCUUACACAAAUGUCGACAGAAUUAAUAAAAGACAUGUAUAAAUUAACUAAUGGAAUGCUGCCGAUAAUAGGUGUUGGAGGAAUUUCAACUGGGCAAGAUGCUUAUGAUAAAAUCAGGGCAGGUGCUUCAUUAGUUCAAUUCUACACAGCAUUAGUAUAUCAUGGUCCUCCAGUUGUUAAACGAAUCAAACACGAAUUAGCUGAGCUUCUUAGGAGAGAUGGAUUUAAUACAGUCAGUGAAGCUGUUGGAGCAGAUCAGCAAAAAUCAUCCUAACUUAAUUUCAUUAAAUUUUGUAGUAAAACUAAAUAAAGUUUAUGAAAUAUGUUGCUGCA